This is a messenger RNA of Bradysia coprophila, 4322 nucleotides long. RefSeq names its product Rab3 GTPase activating protein (gene Rab3-GAP). Lineage: Eukaryota; Metazoa; Arthropoda; Insecta; Diptera; Sciaridae. The record is from RefSeq and is a predicted model, not a curated record. Gene Ontology annotation, biological process: regulation of GTPase activity.
AAAACGAACGAUGCAUGGCUCAGUACAUUUGGUGGCAGCAAUUCUCAAAAUAGAAGAAGAAUAAAAAGAUAUUUUGAUUGCGAGUGUUUUUCUGAAAAUUAAUUUAAACAGAUGCAAAUCGAUUGGCAAUGAUUUUACCUAUUUUCGUAUAAAAUUUGGAAAAUGUCUUGUGAAAUUAAGUCUCUAGCCAAGCUCAGUGACCUAACGUAUGUGCAAAAACUUCUUGGAUUUUCUCAAGAUGAAAAUUGGCUGAACUCAGUGUUCUAUUCGUUAUCACCUACGGGUGAAUUAUUAGUCAUCGCUCACGGUUCAAAAUUUGUGCUGUUAACUUCUCGAUGGAGCAACGAACAGACGACAUACACUUACACGCUGAAAUGUGAACUAGAAAAUCCGAAUGACAUUAUCACGUCGUUGAUAUGUCUGCCUAUAGUCGGAACCACAAAUGUUCAAAAUUCAGCCGAAUGGACAUGCAUUGCCAUUGGUCUGUCCUCUGGUGAGGCGAAAUUUUACUCGGAUUCGGGCAUCGAACUAUUUUCGCAACAAUGGCACAACGAGGCAAUUCAUGCAAUCAAAGCACAAAGUGGAAAGAAAAUCAACGAGGAGGUUCAUGUAUUCUAUUUGAGCUGUGUGUGUAUCAUCCAAGGAAGUCACCUGUUCACCUUGCUGCGAAAUAUGAAAAAUUUUCUGCAAAAAUCUAAGGCUAAUGCGGACCUAUCGCCCGGUCAAGAAACAUUGCCAUGCCGAAAAUGGGGAUAUGGCGGCAAAAAUGUGAUUAUCAAUGAUGCUGUGGUUGUUGGUGCUCAAAAGACUUGUACGUUCGAUCAUUUACUUACGGCAAGUUUGGAGGGUGGAUUCUAUGCCAAAUAUAAAAGUGCGGCACCGCAAAGUUCACUUGUGAUUGGUGUUGGUACAAAACCAUUUGCUGGCUUCCACUGGGCAAAAGAGGGAUUCGUUCAGCCAGUUUUAGCCGAUGUGGCGAGAGCUGUCGCAAGUAAAAUCAAAUCCGCAUUGCCAACCUGGUUCAGGUCGUCGACGCCACAGACCAUUGAAACACCACCACCGCCAGUUCCAGCAGAACCUAUGUCAUUACGAUUCGGCAUUUGUGACUAUCAGCGUACUGGAAUAUCGGUAUGGUUAGCACCGAAUAACCAGUUGGCUGCUGUAACCGACAAUUUGGGACGCAUCAUCUUGGUCGACUGUUUCAAAGGGAUCGCUUUGCGUGUGUGGAAAGGAUACCGAGAAGCGCAAUGCAGUUUCGUCAAAGUGAACGAAAAGUCAUCGAAAGUAGCCAAUUCAAAUGAUCGACGGCACGCAAUGUUUCUCGUUAUAUUUGCACCUCGUCGGUCUUGCUUGGAAGUUUGGAGUCUGCAACGUGGACAGAAAAUAGCUGCAUUCAAUGUUUCCAAAUACGGCCAACUGAUUUCGAAUACACAUCAGCUGAUGGGCGCCACCGGAUCAUCGAAAGUUAAAUACACAACGAACAAUUGCAUCUUUUUCGAUCCAUCCGAUCAAUCGCUGAAAGAAAUAGCCAUUCCGUUUCAUUGUGCGAUCACCGAUUCGAACUCAAAAACGGCCAAAGAUUUGCACUUACUGCGAAGAAUAAAAAUGUGCCUACGUAGCGGUGAUGGAACGGAAGAUCAAGUGAUCGACGAAAUCUCAUUUUCCUGCCGUAGCCUACAAACAGAUGAGAUUCGCUUACAAUGCAUUGAGAUGCUGGUUAAGAACAAUAAGGCCACGCCGAAUAUCAUGAGUAUCGUGUUGAAAGAGUUUCUGGCACAGAUACCGGACGACGAAGCGUUCGACAAUAGUAAUCCCGACGAUGACGACGAUGUAAGUACAGAGGAUCUACAAAAAAUUCAAUUAAAAAACGUGGCCACGAAUUACAGUCGAUUGGUCGAAUUCUAUCACUAUGCCACGUCAGACAGCUCAACGGAUGAUACGAUGGUGAUCGGCAGCGAUACGGAGAAUAAAUUUGAUGAUGAUAAUGAAGAUGACGAUGCGUCGAGAGCAGCGAUUUCACAUUUGCAAAUGAACAUGUCCGAACUGGAGAAUUUGCAAAAGUUCGUUGAUUUGGCUGCGCUGGAAAGGACAGCAACGGGACGUUAUGGCAGGGUAACAUUUCAUGAAAAGGUCAAGUCGAACGCUUUCGUCGAUUUUCUGGCGAUUUUCGAUUGCCAAGAGACGGACAUUAUGUUGCUGGAUCGGAAGAAGAAAAACUUUUCGCAAGUGGGCUGUGAAAUCUUCAAGAAUUUUAUGGAAAAAGGAAAAAGUCUGACCAAAUUCUAUGACAAUGCGAGCCGUAGUUGCAUCAGUGCAAAUGAUUUGAUGACACUGUUUCUGAGCUACUGGUUGGAUCGGCCGUUUUCUUACGCGAAAAGUGAGGAUCUUAUAGUGGACUUAGGCCGUUUUACUGCAGUCAUAGAAGAAAUUUGUGCUUUAGCAACAGAUGAAGUUACUUUCGAAUACGAUACGCUGUCCCUGUGGUGGCAGAACAUACGAGAAACACUUCUGGAAAGUCCUUGUGCAUUAAUGAGCCUGUUGGCGGCGAUGAUGUGUCGUACGCAUGCUGCUAGAUAUCGCAAACGUGAGAACUCGAACGAUUCCAACGAAGAGGACGUUGUUUGGGAACAGGUAUCGCACGAGUCCGCCCAAUGGUCACUGUUGAUCGGUAAAUUAGAGGACAUAGCCGUACUAAGCGCAAUUUUAAGCUGUUCAAAGUUGUGUGAAGAUGCCCAAGAACCGACCUUACCGAUCAUUGACUACGAGCAGCCGGAUGUGAGCUUAUUUGCGAUCGUCAGUGGUGGUAAAGGAAUCUGCACAGAACUUGUAGCGAAAUGGAUUUCUAGCUCUGGAUGCAAUCCGAAAAUGUUACUCGAACCAGUUAGUGCUGACGGAAUCGAAAUCGAACAUUCACGGGAGGUGAAGGAAAAAGCAAUCGAAAAUGCGACAUUCAGCAAUUACAUCUUGAUAUUGAGGGAGCAUUUUCCAUUCAGUCUGCAGUCGGGCAUUCUGCUAUGUCAGCUGACAUGGACGUAUAUGUGUCAGUGGAGCAAAAAUAUGACGAACUUGGACUACAUAAAGGCGGCCUUGGACUGUUUGGAUGCGAUCCGAGUAUCGGACAACUUAAUCAAACAUGGGAUUUGUUGCAUGAUAUGGAAUGCUCACCUAAAAAUUCCGCUGGAAGCGACCAAAAAACUGAUUAACAAAACUGGCCGCUUGCCAAAGGAGAAAUUGUGUCAGCAGGACAUCGGCAUAUCUGAUUCACUGGUGCCCGAAAUGCUACAGCAUUGCUCCAAAUUCCUGAAACACUUUGCGUCUAGCAUCGACGGAGUCAAAGUUGAUUUGAAAUACGAAGAGUUACUGCAAGAUGGUCCAGUGCCAUUGACCCUACUAGCUCUGCAACAAAACACGGUCACUAUGGAACUGUUGAGGUUACACAUGGAGCUAAACGAUGUGCUGUACAUCAUUUCAUCGCUUAGCAUUAAAUACUUCAAGCCGAUACAAAGUCUCUUUGAUGCAGUGUCAAAUCAAAGUUUCUUUAGCGAAAUCAAUCGGAAAUUGGACAACGAUUUACCGCGACCCGAUGUGAUUCUGCAGAAAAAACGAACGGAAUUUUUGUGCUUAGCCAUUUCAGCCACAAUGGAUUUGAUACGAGAGGAUAUGCAGGGAAUCUAUUUGGACGAUCAUAUCAUGUGGAUGGAAAAAAUCGAAGAAUUGGCCAAUGACUGGGAACUGGGCACAGCCGAGUUGAGAAAGCAUCAGAUUGUUGAACUGUACGGUCACGGCUGGGAUGAGUUUGCUGAAGAUAUCUUGGAAUCCUGUUUAGAUUCUCAGCAGCUCGGCUCGCUUCUACUAAAAAUUGCCGGUCGCCGGCUUAACAUUUAUACAAGAAAUUCGCCGACGAGAUACGCUCAGGUCGCUUCAAUUGGUCCGUUGGUAUCCGAUUUUUUGGACACACUUGUAAGUGUUGGCAAGGACGACGGUUCUCAAGUGCAGGUACAUCGAACAUCUGGUGACAUUUCGCUGGACAAAUUGACUAAUCUUAGCGGUCACAUCUUCAGACUUUUAUCGGAAAAGAACAGUCGAGAUCUACGCAUCGCCGGACAAUUAUUCGAUGCAUGCAAAAUUCUCAAAGAAAAUCCAACGGAAUAAGUGAAGUGAAAUUCGUCCGGUAAAGAUUCAAUAAUGCGGAAUUCGCCUAUGUUAACGGUUUUACCUGUUCACGUGAAAUGUUUAUUUUAAAAACGCCUAGCGCACGCACACACCAGUUUUUCUUUCCUUCCUUUUUGUUUAAUUUAUGAGUCACGUUAAUAAAAUGUAAA